Messenger RNA from Eutrema salsugineum, 2727 nucleotides. RefSeq names its product DUF724 domain-containing protein 2. The record is from RefSeq and is a predicted model, not a curated record. NCBI's taxonomy places the organism in Eukaryota, Viridiplantae, Streptophyta, Magnoliopsida, Brassicales, Brassicaceae. The transcript has 8 exons.
AUGCAAACAACUUUCAGCAAAAUUGAAAAGAGGGUUGCUGUGGCCUUCGACGUUCUUAAUUCGGCCCAGCUUCUUGCUCUCAAUGAAUCUUCUCCCCCGAACCUGCUAGCUGAGAGAGCUGCUAGGGAAUCAUGGUUUUAUCUCAGAAUGGCGGAAGAGAGUUUCUUUAAGACCAAAUCCAGAAUCAGAUGGAUGAAGUCAGGGGAUCAUAAUACUUCAUUCUUCCAAAAAAUUGCCACUGCUAGAGCUGCUUCUAAUGCCAUAAAAUAUCUUCUUAAGCAGGAUAGAUCUCGAACCGCCACUUUGGAAGAAGUCCAUUCAAGAGCCUCCGAAUACUUUUUUGAUCUUUAUGGAACUGGCCUGACGGUUUCACCUCUGAAUUUCAAGGCCAGUUGGAAUGUUUUGGUUCUUGAUAUGAUUGCUUCCAUUCAUGAUUUCUUCGUAUCUGGGUUUAUGCCAUCGUGCCUCAGCUCGACCUCUCUUGUUCUGAUCAUGAAAAGACCCGGAGCAGAGGACUUGAAGGACUUUAGACCCAUCUCUUGUCUCAAUACAGUGUACAAGCUGAUCACCCGAAUUAUGUCUGAUCGCCUCAAACGUCUUCUCCCGCAUCUCAUAUUUCCUAAUUAUGCAGCUUUCAUCCGAGAUAGACUCCUGAUUGAGAAUGUUCUUCUUGCCUCAGAGGGAGAUCCGUUAUCUCCUAUUCUGUUUGUGAUGAUGAUGAAUGUUUUAUCUGUCAUGUUGGAUAAGGCAGCUGACAACGGGUUUUCUUUCCUUUCCCCGGAGAAGGAGCAAAUGCUACCCAUUACACAAGACUGUUACGUAGAAGUCUCUUAUGAAAAGGAUGAAUUCAAAGGCGGUUGGUACAGAGCAAUUCUUGAAGAAAGCCCAACGAAAUCAGAAAUGCUCCGAGUCCAUUACACGACUCUGCUCACAGAAGACGGUUCGACUCCUCUGACCGAAAUCGUUGAUCAAAGCUUAAUCCGACCUGUCCCGCCGGAGGAUAUGAGCCACGGCGGCGCUGUAUUUGAGGAAGGAUCGAUGGUCGACGCUUAUCACAAAGAUGGUUGGUGGAGUUGUCUGGUUUUGAAAAGGAAAGAGGUGGAUGAUACAUAUCUUGUUUACUUCGAUUCACCACCAGAUAUCAUUCAGUUUGAGAAGAAGCAAUUGAGGGCUCACCUUGACUGGACCGGUUCGAAAUGGGUCCGACCAGAAAAUACGGAAUGGAUCAAGUCUGAUUUUAGUUCCGGGUCCAUGGUGGAAUUGAGACUGUAUCUUGCUUGGCGUCCGGCGAUGAUCAUUAAGGAGGAUGAGAAUGAGAAGAGAUUCAUUGUCAAGUACUUGAGUGACAGCGGCAGGGAAUCAGAAAUCAGAGCCGUUGGUUCGAGGAAAGUCAGGCCUUGGCAGCCUCUUUCUUCUGUUGGAGAGUAUGAGUUGUUGGAUCAUGUAGAGGCGUUUAAUGGCUCGGAAUGGCGUCAAGGUGUGGUGAGGGGAGUUGUCUUUGAGGGAAGAUACAUGGUGAGUUUCGGUAAAGAAAAGGUGGCGUCUGCGCAGUUCAAUUGCUCAGAUCUUAGGCCUCUAAUGGAGUGGAAAGAUGGGAUAUGGCGGCUAAAGAGACCAAAGCCAAAGUCCAGAAAAGAAACUCCUUCAGGUGGUCAAAGAAACAAGCCUGUGGCUUUGGAAACUAGAGCUGUGCAGACAAAGGAACCGCUGUUUGCUCAAGGAUCGAGUAAUGAGAUGGCCGAUGAUGUGUUAAAUGCAAAGGAACCUGAUUCACCUGUAACCUCGCGCAUGGCUGCAACAGAGAACAAAACCCAAGAAAAGAGGAAUCAUAAUUGCUUGGGAAAUGAGUCUACUCGUGGAAAGAUUCCUGAGGAUCAUAACUUCAAAUGUUACACUCUUAAGAGGAAAAGAAGAGAAGAUGAACACAAUUCAGACCUCGAUGAUACUGGUAUGUCUUAACGCUCAGAUCCAUGAAACAAGUAUCUAGCUUAUACUGGUAUAUAUGCUAAAGAAAAUGUUUUCUAUUUUCUUGUUUUGGGUCCAGUGCUAUCCUCGGAUCAAACCCCCACUGUGGUGAAGAAUUCUGCUGCCAAUGUUGAGGAAAACCAAUCAAUGGUUUUGCCUUUUGCAAAGAAGUCACCGGUUUGGAAGACAUAUGAGACAAUGGAAGUCUUCAAAAGAGUACCACAAAGUCCUCAUUUCAGCCCAUUAUUGGAGACUAGUGAAGAUUUCCGUGAAGGGUCUGCGUUAGGCAUGAUGGCUACUUUUUCCGGGUUAUUUGAGAAACUGAAAGAUCUGGAAACAGACGUUCCCAAAAGCCAACUAGACAGCCUCAAAGUCUCCUUUACCAAGCUAGAGAAGCGUGGCUUUGAUGUUACAAGGCCUUUAUCACGGAUAGACAAGCUGUUGGCUCUUAAAGAUAGACAACUGAAUAUAUUGGAGGAACGAAAAGGUUUCAAUGAAGAGAUGAUGGUUGAAUCUAGCAAAAUGUGCAAGGCCGAGGAAGAGUUUAGUAAGACGGAACGCAAGAUAGUUGAGGUGAAACACAAGAUUCUCGAGCUGCAGAGGCAAGAAGCGGCUCUGAAAGAGCAUAAGCAGGAGGCAAAAGAAGAGAAAGAUGCAGCCUACAGAAACAUAUGUCAGAUGGAGUCGUGUACAAGAGUUCUUGGUGUAGAGCUUGAAGAUGUUGAGUUUGAUUUUGAGACAAUUUUGUCGGCUCCUUGGUGA